Messenger RNA from Lycium barbarum (goji berry), 2431 nucleotides. RefSeq lists its product as uncharacterized. The record is from RefSeq and is a predicted model, not a curated record. NCBI's taxonomy places the organism in Eukaryota, Viridiplantae, Streptophyta, Magnoliopsida, Solanales, Solanaceae. The coding region runs from base 309 to 2186 and encodes 625 amino acids. The transcript is spliced from 5 exons.
UGCGCAAAUUAUAAUAAGCAUUGUGAUCUUUCUAGUUUAUACGAUUGCUAUUUCACUUAAAUUGCUCCUUGUUUACUAUUUCUGUCCCAAAAACUAAUAGACACCUAGUUUUUAAUUCUGGAAAGAUACAAGAAAUGAGGAGCAUUUAAAAUUACACGUACUAUAUCAUAUGAGGUUUUGCUCAUCGUCAUCCUGCUCUAUAUCACCGACAAACUCUGAAAAAUGCACAUCGGCGAUUCUCUUCACCUCCCAACUACCUUAGCCUCUGCAAACAGCAACAUCUACCCCUUUAAUUUCCUCUAUUCACCAUGUCAAGAUUAUUUGCAGUUGGUAAAACUAAAGGACUUAGACAAUCCUUGUACAGAAAUCAGACCACUAUCCGUUCGGGACAAGUGAAAAAAGGAGAUCUUAUUAGGUUUGGGGUAUGUUCUCCUAGAUGUAGAUUUUAUGGGCAGUAUGUAUCUAUCACUAGGGGACAUGUGUCAUCCGUAUCACAUAGAACACGUAAUUCUUUCUAUGGGAGUUAUUCAGUGACUACAUCAGGAAAAGCUGUAAGAAAUCACUCACAAAUUGCUUGGAAGAAGUUAUCAAGUAAAUCUUUCCAUGAGGGACAAACUUUUAUUCGCUUAAGUCGAUUUGCACAAGCACUUAGCUUGGCAUUGAGCAGGUCUUAUGUGAUUCUCCCUGGUUUUCUUGCCUUAUCAUAUGGAAAAAAUAUAGCACUGGCACAAGCACCACUAGACUUGGAGUAUGGUCGCCCAAGAACUAGCUUCUACAGGCAUGCUGAAGAUGGACAUUUUUUGGUUACCUCAUUGUUGCAUUCCAUACUUGAAGGUUUUAUUCUGCUGUUGAGAGCCUUUUAUCUGGGGAUACUCUUUUCUCCUAGCAUUGUAAUGGCCCCAUUUGCAGAUGUUUUUGGACCUUCUUCAAGGAAACUGUGGCUUCAGGUAAUUCGUAUCACACUCGAAAGAGCAGGUCCUGCAUUUAUCAAAUGGGGCCAGUGGGCAGCUACACGGCCUGAUCUUUUCUCUAGAGAUUUGUGUACUCAGCUAUCAAAGCUUCACACAAAAGCUCCUGAACAUAGCUUUGCUUACACGAAAAAGACAAUCGAAAAAGCAUUUGGUCGAAAAAUUUCUGAAAUUUUUGAUGAAUUUGAGGAGGAACCUCUGGCAUCUGGAAGUAUUGCUCAAGUGCAUAGGGCUUCCUUGUUGUAUCAAUACCGUGGUCGACAGAUCAAACCAAUAAAGGUGGCUGUGAAAGUUAGGCAUCCUGGAGUGGGUGAAUCAAUAAGACGAGAUUUUGAGAUUAUUAAUUUAGUUGCUAAGAUAUCAAAGUGCAUCCCUAAACUUAAGUGGUUAAGGUUGGAUGAAAGCGUCCAGCAAUUUGCUGUUUUUAUGAUGUCUCAAGUUGAUCUUGCUAGGGAAGCUGCACAUUUAAGCCGCUUCAUCUAUAAUUUUCGGAGAUGGAAGGAUGUCUCUUUUCCAAAGCCUGUCUAUCCCCUAGUGCAUCCUGCAGUAUUGGUGGAGACUUUUGAACAAGGGGAAUGUGUUUCAUAUUUUGUUGAUGAGCUUCAAGGCCAUGAAAGACUUAAAAGUGCACUCGCUCAUAUUGGGACGCAUGCUCUUUUGAAGAUGCUUUUGGUGGAUAACUUUAUUCAUGCUGACAUGCAUCCUGGAAAUAUCCUUGUUCGGGUAAACCAAAGCAAGUCAUCUCGGAAACGCAUCUUCAAAUCAAAGCCUCAUGUUGUUUUCCUUGAUGUAGGCAUGACUGCUGAACUUUCUAACAAUGAUCGGAUAAUAUUAUUGGAGUUCUUUAAGGCAAUUGCUCGUCGAGAUGGCCGGACUGUAGCAGAGUGCACUCUGCAAUUGUCAAAGAAACAGAAUUGUCCUAAUCCAGAAGCCUUCAUUAAGGAAGUGAAGGAGUCAUUUGAUUUUUGGGGGACUCCACAAGGUGAUUUGGUCCACCCUGCUGAGUGCAUUGAACAACUUCUCGAGAAAGUUAGGCAGCACAGAGUGAAUAUAGAUGGCAAUGUCUGCACUGUUAUGGUGACAACUUUAGUCCUUGAGGGCUGGCAAAGGAAGCUUGAUCCUGAUUAUGAUGUUAUGCACACACUGCAGACACUGCUGCUCAAAUCUGAUUGGGCCGAAUCUCUUACUUACACCAUUGAAGGACUCAUGGCCCCAUGACAAGCUCUUCUUACUCUUCCUCUUACUGAAAGAUAACUACUUUUUAAGUGUAAAAUAAAGCAUUGUAUAUAAGCCAAUAGUUCAAUUUGGUUAAAGUUUUAAGCAUUUCAGCUAGCCUGAGUGUAGAAAGCAGUCUUAGGGAGAGGACUUUGUCCUGUACUUGUUGCUUUGAUCCAAAAAAAAUUAUCCCAUGCAAGAGUUUAUAAGUAAAGAAGAAUAAAAGGUCAUUCUUUGUUUGUCAUCUA